Aspergillus neoniger CBS 115656 is the source of this 1128-nucleotide messenger RNA. Its product is annotated as deoxyhypusine synthase. The record is from RefSeq and is a predicted model, not a curated record. Gene Ontology annotation, molecular function: deoxyhypusine synthase activity. Bases 1 to 1128 code for a protein of 375 amino acids. Lineage: Eukaryota; Fungi; Ascomycota; Eurotiomycetes; Eurotiales; Aspergillaceae. Gene Ontology annotation, biological process: peptidyl-hypusine biosynthetic process. Gene Ontology annotation, cellular component: cytoplasm. The transcript is spliced from 2 exons.
AUGUCCGCACAAGACUCCGCCGCGGGCAAUGCCCCUCCCUCUGCAGUCACCGAUGCCGUGUUGGUGGCCUCGGAGCCCGUGCCUGAGGGGACGCAGCAGGUCAGCGGCGUCGACUUUGACCGAUUCCAAGGCCGGGAUAUCACGGUCGCCGAGAUGGUGGACAACAUGAAAUACACCGGAUUCCAGGGCAGUGCGGUCGCUGAAGCCGCCCGCAUCGUCAACGAGAUGCAAGCCUACCGUCAUCCAGAGACCGGCGAGAAGACCACCAUCUUUCUCGGAUACACUUCCAACCUGAUCUCCUCCGGCCUUCGAGACACCAUCCGCUACCUGGUCCGCAACCGUCACGUCUCCGCCAUUGUCACCACGGCCGGCGGUGUUGAGGAAGAUCUUAUCAAAUGCCUGGCUCCCACCUACAUGGGCUCGUUUACUGCCCCCGGCGCCGGACUGCGGGCCAAAGGACUGAACCGGAUCGGCAACCUCAUCGUCCCGAACAGCAACUACUGUGCAUUUGAAGACUGGUUGAUCCCCAUCCUGGAUAAGAUGCUGGAGGAACAGGAGGCUGCCAAGAAGAAGGCACUGGAGACUGGCGAUGAGGAGGAUGAAUUGCAUUGGACCCCCAGCACAAUCAUUGAACGCCUCGGCCGCGAGAUCAACCACGAGGACUCGGUUCUGUACUGGGCUGCUCGUAACAACAUUCCGAUCUUCUGUCCCGCCCUCACCGACGGCUCCCUGGGCGAUAUGCUCUACUUCCACACCUACCGCUCCUCUCCGCAACGGCUGCGGGUCGACAUUGUGGACGAUGUGCGCCGCAUCAACACCAUGGCUGUCCGGGCCGCGCGGGCCGGCAUGAUCAUUCUGGGUGGCGGAGUCAUCAAACAUCACAUUGCCAACGCCUGUCUGAUGCGCAACGGGGCCGAGCAUGCCGUGUACAUCAAUACGGGACAGGAGUUUGACGGCAGCGAUGCGGGGGCCCGACCGGAUGAGGCCGUCAGCUGGGGUAAGAUCAAAGCCGACGCCAAGGCCGUCAAGGUCUAUGCAGAAGCCACAGUGGUCUUCCCGCUCAUAGUUGCGGCCUCGUUUGCCCGAGCCAGUCCGGCGACCCCCAACGGUGAAACGUCUCAGAACUGA